CUGUCUCGUAAGUUUCUCUGUCAAGAGCUGGCCAUUCUCAGGAGAACUGUGAACUUCUCACUUGAGAAGUAAGGGUUAAGGAACCCAGGAAGCCAUCAGGGAUGAUGAGCUCCAGGCGAGAGCUCAAUCAGGCAUGGAGGCUACCUGGAACAAAAGAAGUCAAAUCCACCCUUCACUACAAAAAGCAAGCACAGAGUCCUCAACGGGAGACAAAGCAAAACAGUCAAGAGGCAAGUGUAUUUAGGAAUGGAAGGUCAAAAUGCAGAUCUUGAUGUCAGGGACAUUUCUGAAGAAGCGAGGCCUCUAGAAGAACUACAUAUUCUUACAGUACCAGUAACACCCAGCGAGGUGUUAACCCAUGGUGAAACCAGGAUCUUCAGUGGUGCAGUGAAGAAGAGGUUACUUUCAGCUUUUUACUCCUAAAAAAAGCAUUCAAUGAACUGGCCAGACCUUUUAAGUGCACGCAGACCUUGAGAGUGCCCAAGCAGGCUUACUGUUAGAAAAAAAUCCUAUAUGGAAUUCAGACAGGUGGCCCAUCUCUGCACCUCCCUGAGACGUCUAGCUUUUCCAGGUGACUUCUGAAGUAUGGCUCACCACAACGUUUCAUCCUGCAGUCCUAUACUGACACCCCAUUUAACCAGGCUCUACUUCCUCGUACUCAUUGGAGGGCUGGCGGGCAUCAUCUCCAUUCUGUUCCUGCUGGUGAAGAUGAACACCCGAUCUGUAACUACCACAGCAGUUGUUAACCUGGUGGUGGUCCACAGCGUUUUUCUGCUGACAGUGCCUUUUCGCUUGACAUAUCUCAUCAAGCAAACUUGGAUAUUUGGGUUGCCCUUCUGCAAAUUUGUGAGUGCCAUGCUACACAUCCAUAUGUACCUCACAUUCCUGUUCUAUGUGGUGAUCUUGGUCAUUCGGUACCUCAUCUUCUUCAAGCACAAGGACAAAGUGGAAUUCUACAGAAAGCUGCAUGCUGUGGCUGCCAGUACCGGCAUGUGGCUGCUGGUGAUUGUCAUCGUGGUACCUGUGUUUGCGUCUCAGUAUGGAACUCACCAGGAGUACGAUGAGCAACACUGUUUUAAAUUCCACAAAGAGCUUGAUCGUGUAUAUGUGCGAGUCAUCAACUAUAUGAUAGUUACUGCUGUCAUAGCCACUGCGGUGGCUCUCCUCGUCUUCCAGAUCUUUAUCAUCAUGUCAAUGGUGCGGAAGCUACGCCACUCCUUACUAUCCCACCAGGAGUUCUGGGCCCAGCUGAAAAACCUAUUUUUUAUAGGAGUCAUCUUUGUUUGCUUCCUUCCCUACCACUUCUUUAGGAUCUAUUACUUGUACACGGUGGCAAACUCACGUGACUGUAAUGACACUGCUGCAUUUUAUAAUGAAAUCUUCUUGAGUGUAACAGCAAUUAGCUGCUUUGAUUUGUUGCUCUUUGUUCUUGGAGGAAGCCACUGUAAGCAAAAGAUAAUUGACCUAUGGAAUUGCCUCUUGUGCCAUUAGCCACAAACUUCAGUAUUCAGCACUCUUUUAUACUGGGAGUAGAAAUGGGCAUAGAGAGGUAGGAAGGGUUAUUUCAUUACUUGAUUAAAGCCAUGCCAUAAUGUGGCCAUUCAAAAGGACUAUAAAAUGUUAGAGCGUUCAUUCCAGUCCUUAUUUAAUCCCUACCACCUCUAAAUGAUGCAUAUAGAAAAACUAGUGAUGUUUAGUCCACCUGGAGUUGCAAUAUUGCAUUAUUUUCCUAUAUAAAAAGUCUA
Lontra canadensis (Northern American river otter) is the source of this 1745-nucleotide messenger RNA. RefSeq names its product G protein-coupled receptor 141 (gene GPR141). Gene Ontology annotation, cellular component: membrane. Gene Ontology annotation, biological process: G protein-coupled receptor signaling pathway. Bases 586 to 1491 code for a protein of 301 amino acids. The transcript is spliced from 4 exons. NCBI's taxonomy places the organism in Eukaryota, Metazoa, Chordata, Mammalia, Carnivora, Mustelidae. Gene Ontology annotation, molecular function: G protein-coupled receptor activity; oxysterol binding. The record is from RefSeq and is a predicted model, not a curated record.